Molecule: messenger RNA, 510 nt
Organism: Cucurbita moschata (crookneck pumpkin)
Lineage: Eukaryota; Viridiplantae; Streptophyta; Magnoliopsida; Cucurbitales; Cucurbitaceae
Exons: 4
Coding region: 83-346 (87 amino acids)
Biological process (GO): mRNA splicing, via spliceosome
Cellular component (GO): precatalytic spliceosome; U2 snRNP
Source: RefSeq, a predicted model, not a curated record
AAUUAUAUGGCGCGAGAGGCUUCAACCUUAACCUCGCGCUAUUUCUCUGCUCUUCUGCUAUCGCAUCUGCCCCAAAUCGAACAUGCAGGCCAGUGAUAGAUUUAACAUCAAUUCCCAACUUGAGCACCUUCAGACUAAAUAUGUGGGAACUGGGCACGCUGACUUAAAUAGAUUUGAAUGGGCCGUGAACGUUCAGCGUGAUAGCUAUGCAUCAUAUGUUGGUCACUACCCCAUUCUGGCUUACUUCGCUAUAGCAGAAAAUGAAUCCAUCGGAAGGGAACGCUACAACUUUAUGAAGAAAAUGCUAUUACCUUGUGGCCUUCCUCCAGAAAGGGAAGACGAUUGAGAUUUUAUUAGUUUGUAAUCAGAGAUUGUACCUUUGAUUUGCUAACUCUGUUACGAAUUGGCUAAUGGGAAGUGAUUAAGAAUCAGUUUCCAAACCCAGUUGUUAUCAUCCUUUAUUUCAAGAAAAAUAUGUCCACUCUAGUCAUAGUCUGGAGAAUUCUCCCA